This is a messenger RNA of Mya arenaria, 2857 nucleotides long. Its product is annotated as tryptophan 5-hydroxylase 1-like. Lineage: Eukaryota; Metazoa; Mollusca; Bivalvia; Myida; Myidae. The transcript has 14 exons. Gene Ontology annotation, biological process: aromatic amino acid metabolic process. The record is from RefSeq and is a predicted model, not a curated record. Gene Ontology annotation, molecular function: tryptophan 5-monooxygenase activity; iron ion binding. Bases 194 to 1915 code for a protein of 573 amino acids. Gene Ontology annotation, cellular component: neuron projection.
UUUACCAUCUAUGCGUCACGUGAUUUGCAUGAUGGCAGUGAUUACUGAAAUGUAAGGGAUGUAACACUGCGAGGAGUUUGGUGCACUCUGAGAAAUUACUAUGAGUACUUAGGACCGAGGAUUAGCCACGGGUAACUGUAUCGAACCGUAUAAAGUGGCUUUUAAAGAAGCCACUUACUUACAUGACAAGUCGAUGGACAAACUAUUUCACUCUUCGAAAAUGAUGAACGGACAUCCCAAGACGCAGCCUCCAGACCGAAACUCACGGACAGUGGAGCCGCCAUCAAACCCGGUUAUUGCAAGCGUACGGGGAAUAGGGGGCCUGGAGCCCCAGUCGAGUCGAGGGGCCGCCUAUAUGCGCAACACCGCCAGGAUUAUACGAAGGGAAACGAGCGAGGAAAAGAGGGACUUUGGCAAGGGCGAGAAGUUUAAACUGAAGAGACGAUGUAACAGUAUUAUCAUCGAGGACGACGAAGACAUCCGAAAUCUUGAGGAAACAGUGCGUAACCUGGGCGUUUCUAGUCCCACGGGCCUGGGUAUGACCACUUCCAUGAUCUUCUCUCUGAGGAACACAAUCGGUUGCCUUGUCAACGCUCUCAAGGUCUUCGAGGAGAACCACAUAAACGUGGUUCACAUUGAGUCGCGGCGGUCGGAGCGGGCAGCGGAUAUGUUCGAUAUCUACGUGGACCUGGAGACAGACCACAUCCGCCUACAGGAGCUCAUCCGCCGCCUUAAGAAACAGGUGGCCUCCAUCACCCUAAAUGACUUUCCCGUGCCCCAGUCUCCGGCAUUCGGCAUGAGCCCCAAAGAGACGCUGACGUUGUCGCCAUGGUUUCCAAAGACGGUGUAUGACCUUGACCGUUCGGCGAACCGCGUGCUCAUGUAUGGCACGGAGCUGGACGCCGACCAUCCCGGCUUCACAGACAAGGUGUACAGACAGAGACGAGCAUUCUUCACCGAAGUAGCUCUCAAUUAUAGAUGUGGCCAACCAAUACCAAGAAUAGAGUACACAAAUGAAGAAAAAAGAACAUGGGGCGUUGUGUUCCGUGAGCUUACGAAACUAUAUCCGACCUACGCCUGCCGAGAAUAUAUGCGGAACUGGCCCCUGUUACAACAGUGCGGAUACAGAGAAGACAAUAUACCACAGCUACAAGAUGUUUCAGAAUUCUUAAAAGCGCGGACGGGUUUCACGCUGCGGCCGGUUGCGGGGUACCUGUCGUCACGUGACUUCCUGGCGGGGUUGGCGUUCCGGGUGUUCCACUGCACCCAGUACAUCCGGCAUGGUUCAGAACCACUCUACACACCGGAACCUGACUGCUGCCACGAGCUGUUCGGCCAUAUCCCUCUCCUGGCAGACCCCAGCUUUGCCCAGUUCUCCCAGGAACUCGGCCUCUGUUCGCUUGGUGCUUCAGACGACGAGGUCGCCAAACUGUCCACGUGCUAUUUCUUCUCGGUGGAGUUCGGACUAUGUAAACAGGAUGGAGACCUGAAGGUAUUCGGAGCGGGCCUUCUCUCCUCCGCCAGCGAGCUUAAGCACGCGUUGACGGGGAAGGCACUGAAGAAGCCGUUCGAACCGCUGACGACGUGUCAGCAGGAGUGUCUGAUCACCACGUUCCAGGAUGUUUACUUCUUCACAGAGAGCUUCGAGGAAGCCAAAGAACAGAUGAGGAACUUCGCGAGCACGAUAAAGCGGCCGUUCGCCGUCCGUUACAACCCCUACACACAAAGCGUGGACGUCCUUGACAACACGCGUAACAUCGGUUACCUCGUGAGCGAGGUGAAGGGCGAGCUGUGCAUCGUCAGUGAUGCCCUCCGGCGCGUUCAGCAGCUCGAGAAGGCGCGCACCAAGGGAAAGCCGCUCUCUAAAGCCAUGGAAGACUCCAUAGAUGAACAGGAGGACAUGCCGGACAUGUGACACGGGAACAGUGCUUAGGACAUAAAUAUUUAUAGUGUAACUGUACUAGAAAAUAAUAUAUGUAGCGAUGUCGGAGAUAUGUAGGUAUAACAGGGAAUAAAUGAUGACAUUUCAUGAUCAAAAUGCAAGUGAAUGCAUAUAUGCCAAAUGGAUUGAUUGAAAAAAUGUGCUAAAUGACUAUUCAUAAAAAAAAUGUAUAGCGGACUCUACGGUGUGACGGAUCUAUUUACUAGUUCCAUCCGGUACCAUGUAUGUGCUGAUUUAUUUCUGCUAUUGUAUAUGUUUUACAAACUAUUUGCAUGAAAAGGUGAUUGUGCAAUUCGAUUAUGAAGUAUUUAAAAUAGUAAAUGCAAUGUAUAUAUGUGCUCUGAAUGUGUUCAUCGUCAUGGUUAGACUUCACUCCUAAGGCCUCAACGUAACAGCAUUGUACACAACAUAUUUAAGGUUUUGUUGUUUAGCAUGGUAUUUUACGUGUACAAAUAUGUAUAUUCCAAGUGGGAAUACCCGGAAUUAAGCCCGUAUUCAGCGCGCACAGGGCUGGGACACAAUUUCAACGAGCCGUUAUUUCUAAAAGGUCGUUACCUUCAUUAACAAUUCGAAGCGGAUUUCCGAAAAAAAACUACAAUUGACUGUCUUUUUAAUCCUUCACAGACAUAUGAUAAAGAGAAACAAUAUUUGUUUUAGCGUAAGAUUUCAAUAAAGUUCACCUCGUGAACACCAAAAGUAAAUAAAAAGUAUAUUUCAUGGUCCAUACACGGUGAAAUAUAUGCGAUCUUACACUGAAACAAAACAAUAUUGUCUAUGUAAUUUACGAAUAAGGUUUAUAGGCGAUGUGAAAAGAGAAAAAAAUGAUAAUUCAACACUACUCAUGUAAUAGGUAGUAUUGAUUGCAUGUUUGAUUGCCAAGAAUGUGUGUUACAUGUACAAAUAUUUGGCUAUGGG